This is a messenger RNA of Cynara cardunculus var. scolymus (artichoke), 1404 nucleotides long. Its product is annotated as UDP-glycosyltransferase 82A1. Gene Ontology annotation, molecular function: UDP-glycosyltransferase activity. NCBI's taxonomy places the organism in Eukaryota, Viridiplantae, Streptophyta, Magnoliopsida, Asterales, Asteraceae. The record is from RefSeq and is a predicted model, not a curated record. Bases 31 to 1404 code for a protein of 457 amino acids. The transcript has 2 exons.
UCCCAAUUAUAUAUAAUCAAAUUCAAUAGGAUGCAAAUAACCAUCACCAUUAUUAACAGCAUCAUGAUGAACCCUAAAGUCAUUAUGGUUCCAUACCCAGCUCAUGGCCAUGUGACACCCAUGCUUAACCUAGCCUUCGCCUUGACCUGCCACGGCCUUUCUCCAGUGGUUGUGAUGCCGGACUUCAUCCACCGGACAAUGGCUCACAAAACCCACAUCACCUGCAUCUCCAUCCCGGACGGUUUGGAUGAGGAAACACCACGUGAUUUCUUCUCCAUUGAGUUUGCCAUGGAGAACAACAUGGCGGUGCAUUUGGAGCGCCUGGUUCGUGAAGUUGACGGGGGAGUUGCGUUCAUGAUUGUGGACUUAUUGGCUUCGUGGGCAUUGAAAGUUGGCGAUGACUGUGGUGUUCCGGUGGUCGGAUAUUGGCCGGUUAUGUUUGCUGCUUAUCAGCUCAUUGCUGCCAUCCCGGAAAUGCUAUCUCUCGGUAUCAUCUCGGAAACUGGGAUCCCACAAAAUCAAGGUCCCAUAUACUUGGAAUAUGAACAACCUCCUUCAAGCACUCAAGAUUUGCCAUGGCUCAUCGGAAAUCUAGCUUCAAAGAAAUCUAGAUUUAGGUUUUGGACAAGGAUGUUGGCCAGAACAAGAAGUCUUUCGCAAAUCCUAGUAAACAGUUUCCCCAAAGAAUACCUUGUUGAUCUGAAUUCACAAAAUCAGUCUCAUAAAUACUCAAAUAUAACUCCAAUUGGACCACUGACACGACAUACCAUAUACAGAAACCAUGAUUUUUCAAAAGAAGAUAUGCAUUGUUUGGAUUGGCUAGACCAACAAAGAGAACGAUCUGUUGUCUACAUCUGCUUUGGCACUUGGGUUAGCCCGAUUGGCAAAACAAAGGUGAGAAACCUAGCUAUGGCUUUGGAAUCGUCCAUACACCCAUUCAUUUGGGUCUUAAAUCCAAAAUGGCGUGAAGGGCUCCCAAAAGGGUAUAUAGAGAGAGUGUCGAAUCGAGGAAGAGUGGUUUCAUGGGCACCACAAAAUGAAGUGCUACAACAUAAAGCGGUCGGAUGCUAUUUAACACAUUGUGGGUGGAACUCCACUAUCGAGGCCAUACAAAACAAAGUCAAAUUGUUGUGUUAUCCAAUUGCUGGUGACCAGUUCGUGAAUUGUGAUUACAUCGUAAAAAUUUGGCAAAUAGGGAUCAAGAUGGAUGCUUUUGCUGAAGAAGAUGUUCAUAGAAGUUUAGUGAAGGUGAUGGAGGAUAUAGAGAUGGAGAAACGACUAGUUAAGAUGAAUAAAAGAAUCUUUGGGAUGGAAACGAGCUUAAUGGUAACUAGUAACUUGACAAAUUUUGUUAACCACCACAAGAAAGUUAACUAUGAUCAAACACUUCGUAAAGAAAGUUAA